CAAACCCAUCGCUUUCACCGGGACUUCUCUCCCUCUUCACCUACCCACUAAACAUCAUUCUCCCGAGUCAGAUCUUCUGGUCUUUGUGCUUGGGUGCUUUUAUAUCAGCGUUCUGCUUUUCAACAUUCUCCGUUCUUGACUCGCUAGAAGCAUGGAAUCUCAGCCUGUGAACGGUUCGCCCAUGCCUGCUCGAGCCACGAUGCAAGACAUUCAAGCUCUCUUGAAUGGGGAAGCUCUCAAUCAUCUGGCGCCUGUUCCCGGGGGUCGAUGGCAGAUGUUGUCUCGUGUUAAUAACAUCAUCCUCGUUGCCUAUGUUUUGGAAGACGGUACCCAGGUUAUGACCACCACGGUCAAUCUGGCAUUUGAUGCUGAGACUGCUACGACCCUUUGUUGGCAGCACAUCUACAACUUCCCAGCAGGCUGUAACCCAGACGGAACUUGGGCAGACGAGAGUCCACAGGCGCCACCUGCUAUUAACUCAAAUGUGCAGAUGGCAACCUCGGCCCCAAUGAACCAGCAGGUGGACAACACUUGGACAGCCGGCCCCACGGUCCUCCAGGCUGGCGGCGCACCAGUCUUAGCCAUCCCUCAGCUCGAUGCUUCGUAUCAACCCAUCAACACCGUCCAGGGCCAACAGCAGCCUCACGAACAAGCCCAGGCACUCGUCGCACCAGGCUCGGGAGCGAUGGGUCCGUUUCAGCAUGCGCAGCCAAUCGACAUGGCUGGGGGUCAGCCCGGUGAUCUUUCUGCGUUCCAGGAUGGAAGCCAUACGAUCUUUGAUGCUGGACAGUUUGUCGCCCAGAACGGACCGAUCCAGAAUAUCCAUCAAUGGCAGCCCUUCCCGUAGAAAACAUUAUCGCUAUCAUUAAGGCUUCGCAGGAGGCCAACGUUUGUUCUUGGAACACAUUUGUGCUCGAUUGAAGCAAGCGACGAGACAACCUGCAAAGUUGUCAGAUUGACGUUGCGUCACCGAGAACGUCAGGGUUUUUUCUUCGGUUGUAGUAGGUGAUGUGGCUAGGAAAUGGCUCAGGGUAGAAUAAGAUCAACUCCCUCUUAGAUGAUGCUUUGUCACAGUAACGUAUUGUAGGCAAAUACACUUCGAUCAUUCGCCUCUCAUGGAACGUUCAUGGCUCAAGAGAACAUUUCUGUUCUUCUUGGGAAUAGUUCUGAUGAUUAAGAAAACUGUGAAUAUCAUGGAUUUUUUAAUUAUGGUGAUUGGUCGAUCAUGAAGUUACGUGCCAAUCCUCUGUAUUCCUUGCAUUUCUUGGCUGAGGUUGGAAUUAUGUUUGGUACGGCCCAC
Messenger RNA from Fusarium redolens, 1300 nucleotides. RefSeq names its product mating type protein MAT1-2-3. The coding region runs from base 152 to 847 and encodes 231 amino acids. The record is from RefSeq and is a predicted model, not a curated record. The transcript has 4 exons. NCBI's taxonomy places the organism in Eukaryota, Fungi, Ascomycota, Sordariomycetes, Hypocreales, Nectriaceae.